CAUCCUAUAUUUGGGCGUAUUUUACGAUAGACAUUAAUAGUGCAGAGGGCAAGUGCAAAAUUUGUGGCAAAGUUUAUAUUUUAAAUAAGAAAUACGACAAUAUAAAAUAUCAUAUAAGAAUUAAACAUCCAAAUUGUGUCCCCUCUAAAAGUACAGAAAUAUGGCCUUUUUUUAUAAUACAAAAGCAUCAAACGGCAUGUGAUAUUUGUAAUAAGACGUAUGAUAUAAAAUAUAAUGGAUCGAGAAAUAUGAAACAUCACUUAAAAAAUGCGCAUAAUAUAGAGAUAGAAAAUCAAGACUGGAUGUUACAUUACAAUUACACUAUAUCAAAUGAAACAAUGGAGUGCAACUAUUGCAAAAUAAUCUUUCAAAAUGAUGUUAAACAUAACUAUUUCAAUGCAAUUAAACAUUUCAACGAUGCUCAUCAAAUCGCUGGAAGAGCUUUGGAAUUCAGAUCGACGAGAAAUGCUGAAGAUGUUGUUGUACCAAGCGGAUGUCAUCAGCCCACAUAUAGUGGGAACUACUAUGGAAUCAGUUCUUUAGGUUUUAGCACAAAUACCACAGAUACUCUUACAACUAGCUACAACAAUUUUUCAUAUCUUGACAGAAAUGCUAAAAAUGUUACUGCAUCAAGCAGAUAUCAACAGCCAACGUAUGAUUGGAACCACUAUGGAAUUAGUUUUUUAAGUUCUGGCACAAAUGAUACAGAUAUUUCUAGCACAAAUCCUAUAGAUACUUCGAUAACAAGCCAUCAACCAAUACACAAUUGUUAUCAAUUAGAUUAUUCAGGGCCGGAUUUAAAUAUGUGGAGGCCCUGGCUCAACUAAGAGGUGGAGACCCCUAACCAUUUUUAAACCAAAAUUAAAUAGAAGUUUUUACGUUGUUUAAAUAAUUUAUUUUGAAAUAACAAGGUCAAGCAAUAUAC
This is a messenger RNA of Camponotus floridanus (Florida carpenter ant), 925 nucleotides long. RefSeq lists its product as uncharacterized. Lineage: Eukaryota; Metazoa; Arthropoda; Insecta; Hymenoptera; Formicidae. The coding region runs from base 249 to 827 and encodes 192 amino acids. The transcript has 2 exons. The record is from RefSeq and is a predicted model, not a curated record.